Messenger RNA from Linderina pennispora, 732 nucleotides. RefSeq lists its product as uncharacterized. The record is from RefSeq and is a predicted model, not a curated record. The annotation marks the transcript as partial. The transcript has a single exon. NCBI's taxonomy places the organism in Eukaryota, Fungi, Kickxellomycota, Kickxellomycetes, Kickxellales, Kickxellaceae.
AAACUGGCAAAGCCUACUAUUCAGCGCAUUUAGUCGCGCCACAGUCUGCGUAUGCUGGAAAUCGCCAGUGGAUGUGUGGUUAAUAAAUACCAAAGAUAUAGUAGCAAGCAGUCUGGCUGCGCCUGACAUUUUGUCUGCAAGUAGCAGUCACCAAGACGAGCCUGAAUGAGUAGUUGGCUGGACUAUAUGCCUAGUUGCGGAAUAAUUACCAUACCGCAAAGCGGUAGGUAUGAUUUCAGUCUUGGAACCGCAGCAUGGAAAUGGACGAUCUCUUUGCUGGUUAAUGGCUCAACCUUACUUCAAUGCUCAGGACCACUGCAGUUUUCUGUUUAUUUUCUGAACCUCCAAAGUUAUUUCUCUCAGCUCCCUCCAGCAACUGCCACUACCUAUUUUGCGCCAUGCCUUCGCUCGCUCAGAAUCUGCCUAUGCUUAUCCUCGAGAGGAUUGUAGAUGUGUACGUCGGCGAUAUCAUUCCCGAUGAUCCCACCAUUGGUGCUUGCUUCUGCAAACCCUAUAUUCGCAUCGCUGCCCUACUUGCUACCUGUCACUGGUGGCGAGAGGCUGCACUAGAUAAAUUUUACAAAGGUAGCUGGUUUUGCGGCGUGAAUGAAUGCCAUUAUUGUGAUCUGAUUGAUUGCUGUGAGCGUACAGUGACAUGCGAACUGAAAGGGCAAAUGCCUGCUGGGGAUAUCAUGCACAUGAAGAAAUCUAGUCUCCAUUGGAAAAUUGGCG